Molecule: messenger RNA, 1098 nt
Organism: Coniophora puteana RWD-64-598 SS2
Lineage: Eukaryota; Fungi; Basidiomycota; Agaricomycetes; Boletales; Coniophoraceae
Product: glycoside hydrolase family 18 protein
Exons: 8
Coding region: 1-1098 (365 amino acids)
Biological process (GO): carbohydrate metabolic process
Cellular component (GO): extracellular region
Molecular function (GO): chitinase activity
Source: RefSeq, a predicted model, not a curated record
AUGCUCAUCGAUAGCGCGUACUCAGUCUUCGAUGCAUGGUCGAAUACCAACCUCGCGGUCUAUUGGGGCCAGGACUCAUCGAAUCAUCAGAAGGACCUCCGAUACUACUGCGAAGACGAUACCAUCGACAUCAUCCCCCUCGCGUUCUUAUACGUGUUCUUUGGCGACGGUGGGUACCCCGUCAUCGACUUCGCCAACACAUGCAACCAGCAGACAAAUGCCACCUUUACAAACACGACGCUGGCUGAUUGCUCUUUCAUGGCGUCCGACAUCCAGUACUGCCAGUCCCGCGGCAAAAUCGUCACCCUCUCGCUCGGCGGUGGAACGGGUGUCGUCAGCUUCACGUCCGAUGACCAGGCAAAGUCGUUCGCGGACCAGGUGUGGAAGAUGUUCCUUGCGUACGAGUGGCAGAGUGGUGGGGUGCACAGGCCGUUUGGGUGGGCGGCUCUUGAUGGUGUCGAUCUUGACAUCGAGAGCGGGACACCUGCUCACUACGCUGCGUUCGUGAACCAGAUUCGGACCCACGAGCUCAAGGGGACGCGGAGGUACUUCGUAUCUGCCGCACCACAGUGUCCAUACCCAGACGAGAACAUAGGAUCUGCGCUCGAUGAAGCCCCAUUCGAUGCUGUGUUCGUCCAGUUUUACAACAACUACUGUGCCUUGUCGUCGCCUAAUUCGUACAACUUCAACGUCUGGGACGACUGGGCACGCAAUACAUCUUACAACCCUUCCAUCAAGGUAUACAUCGGUGCGCCCGCAUCCAACGACGCAGGCUGGGGUUACGUGAACACGAGCGCGCUCGAGGCCUACGUGCACGAUGCACAAGAGAAGUACUCGUCCUUUGGCGGGGUGAUGUUAUGGGAUGCUUCUGAAGCUCACGACAACGACCGAUAUGACCUCUCUGCAAAGAAGGCACUCCAAGACGGGCCGCACGCGCACAGCGGCGAUGAUUUGGAUCCGCCGGGCUCGCUGGCGUCUAUUGUGUCUCUGCCUAUGCCUACACCAGAGAAUGCCCGCUCAACUUUGAGUCCAAGCGCAUCUAUCCCUCUUCCUUCUUCUCCACCGGGACGGUUUGCGUUUGAAGGUACCGUUGUGUAA